Messenger RNA from Phasianus colchicus (ring-necked pheasant), 3235 nucleotides. NCBI's taxonomy places the organism in Eukaryota, Metazoa, Chordata, Aves, Galliformes, Phasianidae. The record is from RefSeq and is a predicted model, not a curated record.
AAUUUAUUGGAAGAACAGUUCUUUACUCUUGCCUCUUCUGUCAAUAGUUUCUUUUGUACAGAACAGACGUGUCAGGAGAAACAUUAUUGAACCAGAUAAAGCGAUGCCUUACAUUUAAGAUAAGAGGACAGAGACAAGGGUGCCAGUUUGAACUUCAUAGAAAAUAGAUAAUCUGCUUCUGCAGCCCCUUCCUUGUUAACGCCUCUGUCCCCACCUCAGGCCUCGCUUUCCGCCUGUGUCACACGGCGCUGGGCCUGCUGCGCCUCGCCUGCCUGCAGCUAAUGGCCGCGGGGCGGCGCCGGCCUGGGGCUGCCUCCAUCCUGCUGCUCGGGUGGUUGGGCAGCACCACCAUCAUUGCUCUGUGUGUUGCAUCAUAAAUACGAAUGUCCGUCAGUAUGUGUCGGCAAAUCAAAUACAAAGGGGGAGAGGCACGUUAUUUCUAAGGUCCUCCACAAAACAAGUUCCAGCUCCUUUGUGAUCUGAACGACAGAAACGGCCGUACAGAUGGAGCUGUGUAUCUGGAAAUUUCCUCACACCCUGUUUCUCCUGAUGACAUGAGCUAGUGGGAAUGGAGCCAGAUAACGGCCACGUGAGAUGAUGUUAAUCCCAAUGAACACCAUCGUUUUUGAGGACUGCAGGAACCAACAGUCUGUGUCAGGACCAUUGCUUGGACUUCUCAAUGAGAAGUACUUCAGUGAGCUGAGGGCAACUUUGAUAAACAGCCAGCCUGGCAGCAAACGGCAAGUCCUUGAGCAGUGCUUCAGGAACCUCAUGAAAGGAGUUGAGCAGAACCUUUCAGUGGAGAACAGAGACUGGUUCACCCAGAACGUGUCAGUGUUCCGAAGGGACAUGGCUGAGGUGCUGCACUGUGAAGGGGCGGCCGAUGCGGGCAGCUUGGGAAUGAAGAACUGUCAAGGACUGGGGAAAGCAGAGCUGGCUAAUAAAUCUGUUCUGAAAGCUUUGGAGCCCUGCUAUAUUGUUAGAUUUUGACCUUUGCGGAAACUACUUUUUUAGAUAACUUCUGCCUUUUUAUAUCUCUGGUAUAAACAUAAGGGUUUGCAAUAGUGAAAGCAAUGUAAAGUCAACAUUUUCUGCCUUUCUUAGCAAAAUUUACUAUCUUUUUCUUUUAUCUUUAUGAAACGGUGUAGAAACAGUACUUAUCCAAAGAGCAUGACAGUGUACAUGAGGAAAUGGAGGACUACAGGUAAGCACUUUAGGCUCUUAAGUAUGGCCAGGAAAUUAAGAAUGUUGCAUAUCAUAUAAGAGACCUGAUGGAGCUGCUGUUACUGAAACACUGACGGGAUCUGAGUUUCACCAGCACAAGUUUUCCAGGUCCUUGGAAACGUAGAGAGAUGGAGAAACCAGGGCAGAAAGGAGUUGCUAAAUGUUAUGAUGCUGUUUAAACAGGAUAAAAUGCAUCGACUCCUACAAAAAAAAGCAAGCAGAUCCAAAGACAUAUCGCUCAUGCUUACAUGGCUUGUGGCAUGAAGAUGAAUACGUGCAUCUGAACCAGCAAACUCAGCAGAUUUGUCUUCACCACUUAGAGGUGGUGAAGAGCUCCGUGUGUACCAACCAGAAGCCCUCCUUGGGUCUGCAGUACACUCACUCACACACACACACACAGCACUGCUCUGUGCAGCACAGUGAAGAAGGGCCUGAGGUGGGCACAGGGUGCCAGUGACAAAUGAAGCAAGAUCUAACAAGAAUCAGAACUAUUUAAGUAAUAAGUCAAUCGGUUGAUAACAUACAAAAGCUAUUAUGUGCAAUUAGAAACUGUUGGUAUUGGGGCCACGUUUUCUUUUUCCUUAGGUAAAUAAUUGGUUGCCUGUGCAAUGAGGAUACAAGAGUUGUCACUCUAGGUUCUACAGACUGCACAGCUGAACCCGUUCCCUGCUGUGUGCGCAGCCGUGUGUCCAUCUGACGGAUGGAGGUCCUCCCGUUCCCCUGCAGGUGGCUCCAGGGCUCUGGGCAGUUUGCUGUAUGAACCUUUCCGUCACCUCCCAGCCCCACGUUGGCAUUUAGAGGCUCAGAUGAAAGCUUGUGGGUUCUGCAACUCCAUUUUUUUUUUUGUCAUACGGUGACAGUAAAUAUUGGUUGUGUACAAAGUGGCUGUGCUCAGAGACCAGUCCUCAUGCUGGUUUGUUAGCAGCUCUGCUGAGAGCAGAAGUUGGGCAUGGUGAAAAGCAGAGCUCCAUGUGUCCCCAUUGCUCAGUAUUCAGAUUCAGGGCUUGCUUUCACAUAAGGCUGCUGCCCUCUGUGGCACUUCUUGAAUUCCGCUUUUAACAGGAUAUGAGUCCCUUCCCAGAACUCGCAUCUUGUAAAUGGGGCAAACUGGAUACGUGUAUUUGAGCAGCAUUCCAACUUUGGUUAACAACUGACAGCAGGACCUUCUUCAGAGAAGCUGGUCAUAUAAACAGGCUUGAUUUUUGGUUUGGAGAUGGAUGGCAGAAAGCAGUGUAUUUUAUGACUCCCGGUCCUUUGUUGAGAGUCUGUGCUGUCAGCCUGAAAAGGCCACUGGCAAAGUGGGUGCAGCCCAGAUUUUCCUCCUGUGCUUCCAAGGGAUGUGUGAUGGCUGGCUGGUUAAAUGCACUGUUGCCUUAAGGGGGUUGGAGUUUCUUUGUACUUUAAGAAAAAUAAAAACUAAAAAAAUGGAAACGAUGGAUGGAGAAAACAUCAGGAAGGAGACUGCAUGCGGCCCCCAGUGAUUUCCUCUCGAGAAAGCAGUGCGAGUCUGUCUGGUUCUGCUGACAGCUUGGGACUGCAGAACGGCUCCGAUUCCCCCCCAGAUGCACUUUCUGUGGUCGCAGUGAGGCACCGACAGCUGCGCUGCAGGUGAGCGAGGAGCCUCGAGAGGAGCAGAGCAGCCCUGGCACAGGGAGAGCAAAGCCCAGCUCCGUCCUGCUGGCACCGGGGGCUCUGAAGAAGCUCAGCCACGAGCGAUGCACACUUUGUAAAGCAGCUCCUUAGACUUGUUAAUGUUUUAUUGGAGUUUACGAUGACAGCAAACCUUUCAAACUGCAGAGGGGUAACGCGCUUCCUUGCCCUAUUAAAAAAUAAUGUUGGUGUGGAUGUGAUGUACCACAGUUUAGGCGGCCGUUAGGAGUGCUUCUCUGACAGCGUUCUGUUUGAGGUUUACAGAAAGCGUAAUAAAAUAUGUAAGUUACAUUUCUACAAACAAAAGCCAUAACAUAAGUUAUUUAUGAGCGUGAGAUCCAACCCGUAUCACGAUAAAUAA